UCCGGGGAGAGCGGAUAUAGUGAAUGCAAGGUCCGGGGAGAGCGGAUACAGUGAAUGCGGGGUCCGGGGAGAGCGGAUAUAGGGAAUGCAGGGUCCGGGGAGAGCGGAUAUAGUGAAUGCGGGGUCCGGGGAGAGCGGAUAUAGUGAAUGCGGGGUCCGGGGAGACCAGAUAUAGUGAAUGCAGGGUCCGGGGAGAGCGGAUAUAGUGAAUGCAGGGUCCGGGGAGAGCGGAUAUAGUGAAUGCAGGGUCCAGGAGAGAGGAUGUAGUGGAAGGAGUAGAGUCCUCCAGCAGAGAAGAGUAUUUCAGGAGAGGAGAGUCAUAGAGGAAGCAGACACUGUCGAAAAUACGUUCCAUCUAUGGUCGUUCCUGUUUGAGAGGAUUCAAUCUAGUGAU
This is a messenger RNA of Staurois parvus, 394 nucleotides long. NCBI's taxonomy places the organism in Eukaryota, Metazoa, Chordata, Amphibia, Anura, Ranidae. The record is from the annotation of a GenBank genome assembly.